AGAUAACUCAGUUUCUUCCAAGGUCCUUCUUCUCUCUUACUAGCAUUCUACUUUUGGGGUUUGUGUGACAUGGGUUUGACAAAAACAUUGCUUUUCUUGGUGUUUUGUUGUCAAAGAUAUAUCCUUUUACUUGGAUACUGUAGCAUGGGCGGUGAAGGUCAGCAAAUUUCAUUACUUGAUGGAGUAGAAGACAGAUUCGGAGGUAUUGUGGUGAACUUGAUGGAAGUGGAAUCUAUGACUGUUGAGGAUUUUGAUGCAAAGCUUGAUAAUUCACUUAAGGCUUGGAAGGAUCAGGGGAAGAAGGGGAUUUGGAUAAAGUUGCCUCGUGAGCUAUCUAGUCUUGUUGACACUGCAAUUAAGAAAGGGUUUACAUACCACCAUGCCGAGAAUGAAUACGUGAUGCUUACAUCUUGGCUUCCCGAGCCACCUAGCACUCUUCCUUGCAAUGCUUCUCAUCGUAUUGGGAUCGGUGCUUUUGUCCUGAACAAGAACGGAGAGAUGCUUGUGGUUCAGGAGAAUAGUGGAUAUUUCAGAGAUAAAAAUGUGUGGAAGGUGCCUACCGGUACUAUUAAAGAGGGUGAGAGUAUCUGGGCUGGAGCAGUUAGGGAAGUGAAAGAAGAAACUGAUAUUGAUGCAGAAUUUGUAGAAGUCCUGGCUUUCAUGGAAAGCCACCAAGCAGUCUGGCAAAGAAAAACGGAUAUAUUUUUCGUCUGCGAGUUGGAAGCAAGCACAUUUGAAAUCAAGAAACAAGAUUCUGAAAUCUAUGCUGCUAAGUGGAUGCUGGUUGAGGAAUACGUAAACCAACCCUUUCACAACAAGGAGGGGAACGAAAUGUUUAAGUUAAUAGCUAACAUCUGCUUAAAGAGCAUGGAUGGUGAAGCUCAACAGAUCGCUUUACUUAAUGGAAAAGAAGACAGAUAUGGCGGUGUUGAGGUGAACUUAAUGGAAGUUGAUUCCAUGACUGCUGAAGAUUUUAAUGCAAAGCUUGACGUUUCUCUUAAGGCAUGGAAGGAUCAGGGGAAAAAGGGAAUUUGGAUAAAGCUGCCUUGUGAGCUUUUAAGUCUUGUUGACAUUGCAAUUAAGAAAGGGUUUACAUACCACCAUGCCGAGAAUGAAUAUGUGAUGCUUACAUCUUGGAUCUCCGACUUGCCUAGCACUAUUCCUGCCAAUGCUUCUCAUCGUAUUGGGAUUGGUGCUCUUGUACUAAACAAAAACAGAGAGGUGCUUGUGGUUCAGGAGAUUGAUGGUGUUUUCAAAGGUACCGGACUGUGGAAGCUUCCUACCGGUGUUAUUCAAGAGGGUGAGGGUAUUUGGGCUGGAGCAGUUAGGGAAGUAAAAGAAGAAACUGGUAUUGAGACAAGAUUUGUAGAAGUCUUGGCUUUCGGGGAAAGUCACCAAUCAUUCUUGGGAAGAAAAACGGAUAUAUAUUUUCUAUGUGAGUUAGAACCAAGCACAUUUGAAAUCAAGAAACAAGACUCUGAGAUCCUGGAUGCUAAGUGGAUGCCGAUUGAGGAAUACGUAAAGCAACCUUUUAUCCAGAACAGAGAGAACUUCAGGUGCAUGGCUAACAUUUGCUUGAAGAGGUCUCGGGAGGAGUACUUAGGUUUCUCCACUGUCCUUACUAAGAAUUUAACUGGUAAGGAGAGCUAUCUUUACUGCAACACCGACCACGCCGACUUCCUCAACGGAAAGCUUGACCAUGCUUCUACUUCUCUCUUCAGAAAGUGUUUCUGUUUAACCUAAUUCUCUUUCUCCUUGUCACUUGUAACCUCCUAACCUGUAAAAGACUCUUCACAACGUGUGUUUCUGUUUCUCUGUUUUUCACUUAUUCUAAUAAAAACAUUUUUUUUUU
Arabidopsis arenosa is the source of this 1852-nucleotide messenger RNA. The record is from the annotation of a GenBank genome assembly. Lineage: Eukaryota; Viridiplantae; Streptophyta; Magnoliopsida; Brassicales; Brassicaceae.